UUCAUUAAUAAAUUAACAUAAUAUGAAAUAUCCAUUUGGAAGAAUAGGAGACGUUGUUGCCUCUGUUGAUGAUAAUAUUCGUUCUUCAUACCCCCAAAUUUGAUUAUCAAUUUCUUUACACAACCAAUCUUCUCAGAUAACGAAUGAAGCAUUUGUAAGUUGAUGGGAAGCGAUGAGACUCAACAGUUAUUGCUUUCAGAGCCAAGGGACCAUUCUCAUGUCAAUGAGAAAACCGACCUUCUUCAGAGAAGACGAACGCGGCGAGGCCGCAUUUCAGACACAGAGACCAAUCUGUUGCAAGAACAGAAUGUUAGCCUCCAAACCCCUUUAGACUCUCAAUCCAUAGACGAAACACAAGAAGCCGAACUCAAUUUCAAGCCGGUUUUCUUGUUUUUAGCAGCAUACUUAGGUACAGGCACCUUAUGUUUCUUUCUCGCAAGUUACCAAAUUCAAGGCAUAAAAACAAAUGGUUUUCUUGAUGCUCUUUAUUUCUGCGUCGUUACAAUGACUACUGUUGGAUACGGCGAUCUCGUCCCUAACAGCACUAUCGCGAAACUACUUGCUUGCCUUUAUGUCUUCACUGGUAUGGCUCUUGGUGGCUUAAUUCUCAGCAAAGCAGCAGAUUACGUUGUAGAAAAACAGGAAGUCUAUCUUGUUAAAGCAAUAUGCAAAGCCGAGAAACUCGGUCUAGAAGAGGUUUCUAAAGAGCUUGUAACUAAGAAAAGCAAAUACAAGUUUCUGCUUUCAGCGUCCACUUUUGUUGUACUCAUGAUUGUAGGAACUGCUUUUCUGUAUUUUGUUGAGAAGCUAGAUUUCGUCGACGCGUUCUAUUGUGUUUGUUCGACUGUAACUACUUUAGGUUAUGGUGAUAAGAGCUUCUCAACUGCUAUUGGUAGGACUUUUGCUGUGUUUUGGAUAUUGAGUAGCACCAUUUGCUUGGCUCAGUGUUUUGCAUAUCUUGCUGAUUUUUAUACCGAAGAUAGGCAAAGAUCUUUGGCGAAAAUGGUUCUUACGCGAAAGUUUUCGCCCCGUGAUCUUGAGGCAGCUGAUCUUGACGGAGACAAAGCUGUCAGUGCUGCAGAGUUUGUUUUGUACAAGUUGAAGGAAAUGGGAAAGAUCAACCAAGAAGAUGUUACAGCUGUGAUGGAGCUUUUUAGAAAACUAGAUUAUGAUCAAUCAGGAACUCUGACUGAAGCUGAUUUCAGAAAUUCCGAAGUCUGAACCAUCUCAACAUCAUAACUAUAACUUUCUUACGAUAUACAUCACAAAUUUUAGGUUACAUUUUCAUCAUUUAUACUUUGUUUUUGCUGCAUAGGAAAGAUACAUUCUUAUUCUUCUUUAUAAGUCACUUGCUCGAAAAUAAAGUUGCUUUUGAUCA
Lathyrus oleraceus (garden pea) is the source of this 1378-nucleotide messenger RNA. RefSeq names its product two-pore potassium channel 1. Bases 163 to 1221 code for a protein of 352 amino acids. Gene Ontology annotation, cellular component: plant-type vacuole membrane; plasma membrane. The record is from RefSeq and is a predicted model, not a curated record. The transcript is spliced from 3 exons. Gene Ontology annotation, molecular function: potassium ion leak channel activity; outward rectifier potassium channel activity. Gene Ontology annotation, biological process: potassium ion transmembrane transport; stabilization of membrane potential. Lineage: Eukaryota; Viridiplantae; Streptophyta; Magnoliopsida; Fabales; Fabaceae.